UCUCAAUAGAUGGCGUUACUUACUGUGUUAAAUUGUAAACAAAACGAACAUAACCUCAAAAAUUUUAAAUUAAUUUUUUUUUUUAGAAUUAAAAAUUCCAUCACAAAAUCGCGAACAACCCGAUGGUCGUGCUGAUCCCGAAGAAUCUGAACCUCCUGCUUUACCAUUAACACCUCCGCCAACGUUUGAUUCAUCUCAUAACAGUUCGUUUUUACAUGGGCAAGUUAAAACAAGUACGAUUCAAGAUAAACCGAAAAUUCCUUGUAAACCGUCCACUAUUCUUAUAAGAAAACCGAUAAAUAACGUUCCAUCAAUUGAAAAUCAUCCACAACCGGUUGUUUUAACAACUUUUAUACCCAACACUGACAAUAAAUCAGAAACUAAUUUAAACCAAAAUUUAGUUUCAACUAAUAAUUUAAUUAACGGAAAACCGAAAGUGGUUAAAUUAGAAAAACAAGAUUCUGGUAGUAAAAGAAAAGCUCCUAAACCACCAUUACCAGACGAUGAGAAAAUCGAUGAUAAAAAGGAUCGAUUUUCGAUGUUGAUUAAUAAUCAAAGGAUUAAAUCGCCGAAAUUAGAAGAUAUUUAUGCAAAUAGUUACCAAGGUUUACCCCCGGAACCGCUUCCAAGAAGAUCUUUAUCAUUAUCCUCCGAUAAUUUGUUGGCACAAAGUGAAGAGAAGAAAAAGCGAGCUCGAUUUUCGUUAAAAAAAUUUUUACGAAUGGGUUCAAACAAAGAUUUAAAUAAAACACCGGCUCAAAAUGAUUUGCAACAACAAAAAAUUAAUUUAACAAUACCAGAAGAUUUCGGACCAGCCCCUCAAAUAAAACCAAGAUUAGUUAUUGUUCAUCCAUCGGAAUUAAAUGGUGAUAAAGUUGAGGUUGUUUCAAAAACACCAUUGCCAUCGUUUCAAGACGUUCCAGAUUAUUCAAAUUUGAAUCAAUUAAAUAAAUCGGUUAUAAAACCAGCUCCGCCACCAAGAAAUUACGAAGAUUACACACCAAAACCGAAUCUUCCGCAUCCCCCGAAAUCACAACAUGUUAUAAAUAAACAAAAAGAAUAUUCAAAGAUAUUAAAUUCAAAAAAAGUCGAAACUGUUUAUGCAAAUAUUGGUGAGGUUAGAUCGGCUUUAACACCGAAUAAACCCCAUCGAACUGCGAGUAUGCGAGAAAGAGAAGCUCAACAACAAAAAAGAGCUAAUAAUAAUAAUAAUAAUGGUUAUGAAAAUGUGAAUGUUAAAAAUUUAAACUCCAAUUCAAACUCGAACGAAAAUUAUUACGAUUAUGUUAAUAAUCGAUCGAGUUCGCCCGAAUGUGAUUCAAAAACUAACGGGAAUAGAAGAGAACUUAACGGGUUAAGUCAAAAAUCGGAAAGCAAUAUUGAUAUUUCUUCAGAAAAUUAUUAUAAUAAUAAUAAAUAUCAAAAUUGCGGGAUUAUUCCAAGAUCGCUGUCUUUAACUUAUUGCGGAAGUGAAACCGAAUCGGAAAUUUAUUCACCUUAUAGUUUUUGUGGAAGCGAAUCUGAGAUUGCCGAAGAUGAAAAUGACCAUCAAUGGGGUACAACGAACGGAAAAAUUCACAAAUUACGUUCGAAAAAAGGUCGAAGUAUCGUUCAUAAAAACCUCGAAGAUAAUUACGGAGCUGUAAUUGUAGCGAAUCAUGAAGCUUUAGCGCAAGUUUUAGAAAAUAUUCAACAAAAUGCACCAAUCCAACCGGCUUUACGAGGUUUAAAGUCUCUUCCGAGUCUUCGUUGGACCGAUUUUACGAUUAAAAAUAGCGACUAUUGA
Onthophagus taurus is the source of this 1786-nucleotide messenger RNA. Lineage: Eukaryota; Metazoa; Arthropoda; Insecta; Coleoptera; Scarabaeidae. The record is from RefSeq and is a predicted model, not a curated record.